Molecule: messenger RNA, 400 nt
Organism: Tilletiopsis washingtonensis
Lineage: Eukaryota; Fungi; Basidiomycota; Exobasidiomycetes; Entylomatales
Exons: 2
Coding region: 48-347 (99 amino acids)
Source: RefSeq, a predicted model, not a curated record
GCCACAGGUGACGGAUGCAUUCAACACACACAUGGAAGGGGUAUGGGAUGUACAUCGAAGCCUUGGGACGCGCGCCAUCGGUGCCCCACGAAGGGUGGCCCCUCGCCGCACGCCCCACCCAGCCUCGUCGUGGGGCGUCCUCCCAUCACAGGAACCGGAGCAGCACCGGCACCAUCCACGCCGCCGCCUCAAGCCCCGUGAAGGGCGAGGCAGCAGGCACGGAAGCACCAGCACCGCCGCCGUGGACGCCAGCCUCGCUCGCCGAUGUCUUGUACGGCCAGUCGCGUCAUCGACGGGCGCACGGCGCACGGAGGCGCCGCACCCUCGCCUGGGACCGGUGCUUUUGAAGAUUCGGGGUCUGUCUCUUAGAGACUGCGUUAGGGAAGCAAGCGGCGGGGCG